Molecule: messenger RNA, 429 nt
Organism: Funneliformis geosporum
Lineage: Eukaryota; Fungi; Glomeromycota; Glomeromycetes; Glomerales; Glomeraceae
Source: the annotation of a GenBank genome assembly
UCCUAUCAAAGAAACUAAAUCUUUUUAUAGUUCCGGUUUAGAAAUUAAAGUAACUGACCAAAUCUUUAAAAGAAUUCAGUCGUUUGUAGAAUUUGUGCAUGAAGACAAACGGUCAUUUUUCAUGACAAUUCUUGAAAGUGAAAAACAAAACGUUGAAUCUCUUAUCAACACUCAAUUGACAUUAAAAGAUAUAGAGUUAAUUCAAAAAGAUAAAGAGUUGAUUCAAAAAGAUAAAGUGUUGGAUAUAAUGGCAAUUAAUACAGGGCGUAUUUACAUGGAAUAUCUAAAAAUGAAAGGAAUAUAUCACCUAAGGGGAGUCCUCGAACUUUUUGAGACAGUACACAUGGAUCAUAUUCUAGGGAAUAGAGAAAACAAAUGGAUGGACUUUUUUGAAAAUAAAGAAGAAUUAAAAAUAUUUCAGAAUUUUUG